Poeciliopsis prolifica (blackstripe livebearer) is the source of this 545-nucleotide messenger RNA. It is a transcript of the gene med9, whose product is annotated as mediator complex subunit 9. The record is from RefSeq and is a predicted model, not a curated record. Gene Ontology annotation, cellular component: mediator complex. The transcript has 2 exons. Gene Ontology annotation, biological process: regulation of transcription by RNA polymerase II. Bases 19 to 324 code for a protein of 101 amino acids. Lineage: Eukaryota; Metazoa; Chordata; Actinopteri; Cyprinodontiformes; Poeciliidae. Gene Ontology annotation, molecular function: transcription coregulator activity.
AAAGCUGCGCAGCGAACGAUGGCGGUGUCUCAACCGAGGAUGGAGAAAGACGGCGAGGAUUGCUCUCUUUUGCCUUUAGUUCACGAAGUUAUCAAAUGCAUGGACAAGGAUAAGGACGGCCAGGAUGUUCAUCAAGAGCUGAUAAAGCUGAAAACAAAGAUUCAGAAAGCUAAGGAGCAAAUCUCCAACAUGCCUGGGAUAGACAGCAGUCCACAGGAGCAGCAGCAGCAGCUGGCCACUCUGAGAGAGCAGGUGCGCACCAAGAACCAACUGCUUCAGAAAUACAAAAGCCUAUGCAUGUUUGAUGUCCCCAAAGCAUCAUAACACUAGUUAGGUUGGACUGGACUUCACAAACUGGAGGGGAAAAAUAAAUUGAAACUCAAGCUGGUCAAGGACAUGGCAUACAUGGCAUUUGUUUCCUGCAUUGCACGACAAUUUUGAGGAUCAUUAGUUAUUUUAUUAUUUUUGGUUGUGUUUGAGUCUAUAGAUUUUGUUUGAAUUUUCUAAUCUUUGUUUUUUGUAUUAAAACAAUUUUGAAAACCUUA